This is a messenger RNA of Sphaeroforma arctica JP610, 498 nucleotides long. RefSeq lists its product as hypothetical. The transcript has a single exon. NCBI's taxonomy places the organism in Eukaryota, Ichthyosporea, Ichthyophonida. Bases 1 to 498 code for a protein of 165 amino acids. The record is from RefSeq and is a predicted model, not a curated record.
AUGUGGCUUAGAGGUAUCGCAAUGAGGGAAAGUGUUUACAAUUCGACCUGCCGGCAGGUGACCGCCCGAAAGUGUAGAUGUUUAUUCUGCACCAAGGGGAAAGUCUGCGACGAAAUCACUGAUACCAGUUGGACAAGCCACCACGUGUUGAUUCCGAGUCUCACGACGAUGCCAGCUGCAGACUAUAGUGUAACCUGUCAUAGUAAGGAAGAAGAAUUAGAUUACAAGUACAAAGGGGAAAAGCUUAAGUACGAAGAAGGCACCAGUUCGGUACCUUGGAACAAGAAAAGAAAAAGGACGACAAGAGGCGAGUAUAUCCUAAAGCUUUUCGGCGGCCGAAGCCGCCCUGGUAAGCUCUCAACCGUGCCCCGAAGGGAAAAGGGCAGGGGCAUCGGACAUAAGUGCGAAAACGCACCUAUGCCUGAUACCCCACAGGCGAACACGAAGAACGCCCUUAUGCCCACACUGCCGGAUCGCAUGACUUACCAUUGUCCGUAG